Scomber japonicus (chub mackerel) is the source of this 2964-nucleotide messenger RNA. RefSeq names its product thrombospondin 4b (gene thbs4b). The transcript has 22 exons. The coding region runs from base 1 to 2832 and encodes 943 amino acids. Gene Ontology annotation, molecular function: calcium ion binding. NCBI's taxonomy places the organism in Eukaryota, Metazoa, Chordata, Actinopteri, Scombriformes, Scombridae. Gene Ontology annotation, cellular component: extracellular region. The record is from RefSeq and is a predicted model, not a curated record. Gene Ontology annotation, biological process: cell adhesion.
AUGGGUUUGUGGACAGCCCUGCUUCUGGCCUGGCAGCUGCUAGUAAAACUGUGCUUACACGUGGAAGCCCAGGCUUUAGUCUAUGAUCUGCUCACCUCACCCGAUUGCCUGCCAGACCUGCUGCAGGGGGGUCUGGUGGAGCAAGGGGUGAACGACGCUUUCAUCCUAACCACCUUCAAGUUGCAGCCCAAGACUGGAACCACUGUGUUUGGCCUGUACAACCCAAGAGACAACACCAAAUACUUUGAGUUCACUGUGAUGGGGAAGCUCAACAGAGCUGUGCUACGCUACCAGCGGAGUGACAAGAGGAUGAGCUCAGUAACCUUCAACAACCUGGUGCUGGCAGACGGCCAAAUACACCGACUGUUGUUCCAUCUGAAGGGACUGCAGCAGCAGGGGCCAGGCGGGGUGGAGCUGCAUCUGGACUGCAGGCUGGUGGAGACAGUCAGGGAUCUCCCUGCUGCGUUCCAGGGUUUGCCAGCAGGCUAUGGUAUGGUGGAGCUAAAGACCAUGCAAGCCAGAGACCAGGAAAGUUUAGAUGAGCUCAAGCUGGUUGUUGGUGACUCAUUUGAGAAUGUGGCUUCAUUACAAGACUGCCAUUUCCAACAAAGAGACUCCGUUCAAACUCUGGGGGUCAACACAAAGCAGCUGUCCAAUCAAAUGCUGGACUUAACGAAGGUGAUAAAUGAGCUGAAAGAUGUCCUCAUUCAGCAGGUCAAAGAGACCUCAUUUCUCAGAAACACUAUCUCAGAGUGUCAGGCCUGUGGUCUUGGUGGAAAUGACCUUGGUGCAACAGAGAAACCAAAGUGUGCCCCGGGUGCCUGUUUCCGUGACGAUAUGUGUAUAGAGACAACAGAUGGUAUCGAGUGUGGACCCUGUCCUGAUGGAUACACGGGAGACGGUUUCAACUGUGACGAUGUAGAUGAGUGCCAGUUUAACCCCUGCUUCCCUGGAGUGAAGUGUGUGAACACGGCCCCGGGCUACCGCUGUGACGCCUGUCCUCUGGGCUACACCGGCCAGCCAGUGGAGGGUGUGGGUGUUUUGUUUGCCCAGACCAACAAACAGGUCUGCGACGACAUUGACGAAUGCGAAGGACCCAACAACGGAGGCUGCACUUCAAACUCAAUGUGUCACAACUCUGUGGGCUCUUACAACUGUGGCAGCUGUAAGUCAGGCUUCACAGGAGAUCAGGUGAAGGGAUGUAAGCCAGAGAUCAGCUGUGCCAACAGCCUGACCAACCCCUGUGAUGCCAAUGCCCAGUGCAUUCUAGAAAGAGAUGGGUCAGUCUUUUGUCAGUGUGGAAUUGGCUGGGCCGGUAAUGGAUACUUGUGCGGGAAGGAUACCGACAUUGAUGGAUACCCAGAUGAGAAGCUCAAAUGCAAGGAUUCCAGCUGCAGAAAGGAUAACUGCAUGUUCGUUCCUAACUCUGGGCAAGAAGAUGCUGACAAGGAUGGCUAUGGAGACGCCUGUGACGACGAUGCAGAUGGUGAUGGUAUUCCAAACGAGCAGGACAACUGCUGGUUAAAGCCUAACUUGGACCAGAAGAACAGUGAUAAGGACAGCCACGGCGAUGCCUGUGAUAACUGUCGCAUGGUGGAGAACCCUGACCAGAGGGACACUGACAGCGACGGCAAAGGGGACGCCUGUGAUGACGACAUGGAUGGAGAUGGUCUGAAGAAUUUCCUGGACAACUGCCAGCGUGUCAAGAACAAAGACCAGCUGGACCGGGACGGAGACGGGGUAGGAGAUGCCUGCGACAGCUGCCCUGACAUCCCCAACCCAAACCAGUCUGAUAUUGAUAAUGACCUGGUUGGAGACUCCUGUGACACAAACCAAGACAGUGAUGGCGACGGUCACCAGGAUACCAAAGAUAAUUGCCCGUUCGUGAUCAAUAGUUCCCAGCUGGACACUGACAAAGAUGGGCAGGGUGAUGAGUGUGACGAUGAUGAUGACAAUGAUGGAAUCCCAGAUUCAUUGCCACCAGGACCAGACAACUGUCGACUCGUACCAAACCCUGACCAGAUUGAUGACAACAAUGAUGGAGUUGGAGAUAUCUGUGAGUCUGACUUUGAUCAGGACAAAGUGAUCGACAGAAUUGACAACUGCCCUGAGAACGCUGAGGUUACCUUGACUGACUUCAGGGCCUAUCAGACAGUGGUGCUGGACCCUGAGGGUGAUGCUCAGAUUGACCCCAACUGGGUUGUUUUGAACCAGGGAAUGGAAAUUGUUCAGACCAUGAAUAGCGACCCAGGACUUGCUGUUGGUUACACGGCCUUCAGUGGUGUGGACUUUGAGGGGACGUUUCACGUGAAUACAGUGACUGAUGACGACUACGCCGGCUUCAUUUUUGGCUACCAGGACUCAUCCUCUUUCUAUGUUGUGAUGUGGAAGCAGACUGAACAGACCUACUGGCAGGCAACACCGUUCAGAGCUGUGGCUGAGCCCGGCAUCCAGCUUAAGGCUGUGAAGUCGAAAUCGGGCCCUGGGGAGCAUUUGAGAAACUCACUGUGGCACACCGGAGACACCAGCGACCAGGUGCGUCUGCUGUGGAAGGAUCCAAGAAAUGUUGGCUGGAAGGACAAGGUGUCCUACCGUUGGUACCUGCAGCACCGACCACAGGUUGGGUACAUCAGGGCUCGAUUUUAUGAGGGAACUGAGCUGGUGGCUGACUCUGGUGUGACUAUUGACACGACCAUGAGGGGAGGACGACUUGGCGUGUUCUGCUUCUCUCAAGAAAACAUCAUCUGGUCUAAUUUGAAAUACCGCUGCAAUGAUACUAUCCCUGAGGAUUUCCAGGAGUUCAGCACUCAGCACGGCGUUGACUCACUCUAAAGUCAAAACAAAGAUAUGACACCAGAUCAACAAAGAAUGUGUGACGGGGUGUAUGUAUGUAAAUGUGUGUGCUUGUGGGAGAGUGUGGGAUAUGUGUCUAUGUGUAUUGAUGUGUACAGUUUCUGUGCAUAU